Molecule: messenger RNA, 1170 nt
Organism: Myotis lucifugus (little brown bat)
Lineage: Eukaryota; Metazoa; Chordata; Mammalia; Chiroptera; Vespertilionidae
Gene: TNIP2
Product: TNFAIP3 interacting protein 2
Exons: 5
Coding region: 268-762 (164 amino acids)
Biological process (GO): regulation of transcription by RNA polymerase II; cellular response to lipopolysaccharide
Molecular function (GO): K63-linked polyubiquitin modification-dependent protein binding
Source: RefSeq, a predicted model, not a curated record
GUCCCGCGGAGCGGGGCCGCCAUCUCUGAAGCUGGCCUCUGGCUCCAGCGUCCUCAUCGUGAACCGGAACCUGCAGGCAGGGACGCCUCUGUCCAGGCUGCUGUUGAGAAGCUCCAGGAGGAAAACCGGCUGUUGAAGCAGAAGGUGACUCACGUGGAAGACCUCAAUGCCAAGUGGCAGCGCUAUGAUGCCAGCAGGGAUGAGUAUGUGCGGGAGCUGCGGGCCCAGCUGCGGGGGCUGCAGGCUCCCCAGCCCGAGGCGGAGCUGAUGAGGAAGGAGAUCGCCAGGCUCAACCGGCAGCUGGAGGAGAGAAUCAGCGAGUGUGCGGGGGCCGCGAGGGAGCUGGCGGCGGUGCGGGAGCGGGCGCAGAUGCUGGAGCAGCAGGUCCUCGCCUACAAGGACGACUUCACGUCGGAGAGGGCGGAUCGGGAGCGGGCGCAGAGCAGGAUCCAGGAGCUGGAGGACGAGGUGGCGGCCCUGCGCCAGGCACGCAGACAGGACCCCCAAGAGCCAGGCUCCUGCCGGAUCCGCACGGGGAGCAGAGCACCCAAGCCCGCAGAGACCAAUGCUUCGGAGUUGGUGGUGCCUGGUGGCCAGAGGCCUGUGUCUGCACCCCAGGGCCUGGCCCCCCCUGCAGAGGGCGGGUGCCCCGGAGCUGCCCGGAGAGGCCAGGGGGACCUGCAGUGUCCACACUGCCUGCAGUGCUUCAGCGACGAGCAGGGCGAGGAGCUCUUCAGACACGUGGCCGAGUGCUGCCUGUGAGCCAGGCGGGGGACAGGCCGGUGCUCUCGGCCUGCGACAGUGGGACCCCGAGAUGCGGGCGGAGGGUGCUCUGGCCUUCACCUUGGUCCCCCUCGGGCUGUGGAACAGAGGCUGGGCUUUGGGUCCUCAAGCUGUCAGGCCGGGGCCAGAGCAGGAGCUCACAGGCCAAGGUGAUGGUCCCGCCCCCACCUGCACCUGGGACGUUGCAUCUCGCGGGAAUAGGGGGCUGCCCGAGGGAACCACAUGUUGGGUCCCAGGGUGGAAGGGCACCCCAGGUUGGAGAGCCGAGCACUGCGGCCUCGGCAGGGCCAUGAAAUACACUGCGUUGCUUAGUGUCUGUCAUAUGUCCAGAGGUGAGAGCCAUGUGCUUUGUAGCCACUUAUUUUUAUAAUAAACGCGUUUGCUGCA